This is a messenger RNA of Lycium barbarum (goji berry), 774 nucleotides long. RefSeq lists its product as uncharacterized. NCBI's taxonomy places the organism in Eukaryota, Viridiplantae, Streptophyta, Magnoliopsida, Solanales, Solanaceae. The coding region runs from base 1 to 774 and encodes 257 amino acids. The transcript has a single exon. The record is from RefSeq and is a predicted model, not a curated record.
AUGGAAAAAGCAUGGAAGGCCGAGCAGGAAAAACAAGAAGAGAGGCUCGAGCAGAAGAUGACCGCAAUGCUCGACCGAACCAUGAAAAUCGCUCACAUAGGCACGGGCCUAAGUUAUGAUGACUUGUGUAUGCAUCCAAAAUUAGAUUUACCCGAAGGCUUCAAGGUGCCGCGUUUUGUGUUAUUUAAUGGGGUGGGUAAUCCGAAAGCGCAUCUACGGGCCUACUGUGAACAAAUGGUUGGCGUCCGAGACAACCAAAUGCUCAUCAUGAGGCUGUUCAGCCGAAGAUUGACCAGGGAAGCCUCAAAACAGUUCAUGGCGCAAGACAUACGCCAUUGGAUUACAUGGGAAGACAUGGCUGCUGCUUUCAUGGAAAGAUUUCGCUUUAACAUGGAAAACGUACCAAACAGAUAUUAUUUGGAAAAAGUCAAACCGAAAUCCACCGAGAACUUUCGCGAGUAUGCAAGUAGGUGGAGAACAGAAGCUGCCCAGGUACAACCGCCAAUGAGCGAGGAAGAAUUAGUGUCGAUCUUCAUCCAUUCACAAGAAACGAAUUUCUAUGAUAGGAUGCUUUCAACGGGCGGAAGACCAUUCUCCGAACUAGUUAAAAUAGGAGAAGCCAUAGAAGAUGGUCUCAAAAUAGGCCGAAUCAUAAGUAUGACUGGAAAGUCCACUGGGUCAAGCUCAACUGGUUUAUAUGGAAGAAGAAGAAAGACGUGGCAAGCAUAUCCUACACUCCUAGUGCAAAACCCAAAAGAAGGGAGGAAUUCCUGA